Molecule: messenger RNA, 7265 nt
Organism: Taeniopygia guttata (zebra finch)
Lineage: Eukaryota; Metazoa; Chordata; Aves; Passeriformes; Estrildidae
Gene: TBC1D8B
Product: TBC1 domain family member 8B
Source: RefSeq, a predicted model, not a curated record
GCGCCGCGGCUGCCAGCGCGGAGCGGGCACGGCGCGGGGGGCGCAGUGCCGUGAGGGGCCGCGCGAUGUGGCUGAAGCCCGAGGAGGUGCUGCUGAAAAAUGCCCUCAAGCUGUGGGUGCAGGAGCGCUCCAACCAGUACUUCGUGCUGCAGAGGCGGCGGGGCUAUGGCGAGGAGGGCGGAGGCGGGCUGGCAGGUCUCCUUGUGGGAACACUGGAUGCAGUGUUGGACUCCACAUCGAAAGUCGCCCCGUUCCGCAUCCUGCACCAGACCCCCGACUCGCAGGUCUACUGGUCCAUCGCGUGCGGAUCCAGCAGAGAAGAAAUAACAGAACAUUGGGAGUGGUUAGAACACAAUGUUAUGAAGACUUUAUCAGUGUUUGAUUCAAAUGAAGACAUUACGAGCUUUGUCCAUGGAAAGAUAAGAGGUUUGAUUGCUGAAGAGGGAAAAGAUUCUUUUGUAAGAGAAGACGAUCCUGAGAAGUUCCGUGAAGGUCUUAUGAAGUUUGAGAAGUGUUUUGGAUUACCAGAGCAGGAGAAGCUGAUUACCUACUACUCGUGCAGUUACUGGAAGGGCAGAGUGCCCUGUCAGGGAUGGCUGUAUCUUAGUACCAACUUCCUUAGCUUCUACUCGUUUUUGCUUGGAGCAGAAAUAAAACUUAUUAUCUCCUGGGAUGAAAUAUCAAAACUUGAGAAAACUUCCAAUGUGAUUCUGACAGAGAGCAUUCAUGUGUGCUCUCAUGGGGAAGAUCAUUAUUUUUCCAUGUUUUUGCACAUUAGUGAAACAUUCCUUCUCAUGGAGCAGCUGGCAAACUAUGCAGUUAGAAGGCUUUUUGACAAGGAGACAUUUGAGAAUGAUCCAGUCCUUCACGACCCUCUGCAGAUCACCAAGAGAGGCCUGGAGAGCCAUGCCCACAGUAAGCAUUUUAGUGCAUUCUUCAGGCUACCUAAAGAAGAGUCCUUGAAGGAAGUUCAUGAGUGCUUCUUAUGGGUUCCUUUCAGUCAUUAUAACACCCAUGGGAAAAUGUGCAUUUCAGAAAACUACAUCUGCUUUGCUAGCCAGGAUGGCAGCCUGUGCAGUGUAAUCAUUCCCUUGAGAGAGGUCACGGGGGUGGAUACAGCAGAUCCAGCCACCAGAGGAGUCAGCAUUAGUACCAAAGGGAAAACAGCUUUUCGUUUCACAGAGGUGAAAGAUUUUGGAUUGCUUGUGGCAAAGCUCAGAAUGAAAUGCAAUGCAACUGCAAGUCCACAGCACAUCAGAAGUACUGAGGUUGCAGCUGGUUCUGCUGCUGACAGUCCAAAGGAUUUUGGUGCAGGACAGUCAAAGAUGGGCCAGAGAGAUAACAGCAAAACUGUCAGUACAGAAGCACUUAUGACUGUCUACCAUCCUCAGGAUGCUGAGAACCUUGACUCUAAAAUGUUGAAAGAAAAAAUGAAGGAGCAGUUGUGGAACAUCCUGUUUGCAGAACGGGGCCAUGGGGUCAGUAUGUUUCGAACAAAGAAGACUCGAGACCUAGUUGUAAGGGGCAUCCCAGAGGCAUUAAGAGGAGAACUCUGGCUGCUCUUCUCAGGUGCUGUAAAUGAUAUGGCAUCCAACCCUGGUUAUUACACUGAGUUGGUGGAAAAGUCCUUAGGAACGUGCACUUUGGCUACUGAUGAAAUUGAGCGAGAUUUACGUCGCUCCUUACCUGAGCAUCCUGCUUUUCAAAGUGACACGGGAAUUUCUGCCCUCAGGAGAGUUCUUACAGCUUAUGCAUUCAGGAAUCCACAAAUUGGAUAUUGUCAGGCAAUGAAUAUUCUGACAUCAGUGCUUCUGCUGUAUGCUAAAGAGGAGGAAGCAUUCUGGCUUUUGGUUGCUGUGUGUGAAAGGAUGCUCCCCGAUUAUUUCAAUCGCCGAAUCAUUGGUGCCUUGGUAGAUCAGGCAGUGUUUGAGGAGCUCAUCAGGGUUCACCUGCCUCAGUUGACAGACCACAUGAUGGACAUGACUUUUUUCUCCUCGGUCUCUCUCUCCUGGUUCCUUACCCUUUUUAUCAGUGUGCUGCCAAUUGAAAGUGCAGUCAAUGUGGUGGACUGUUUCUUCUAUGAUGGAAUAAAGGCAAUCUUGCAGCUGGGCCUUGCAGUGCUGGAAUACAACAUGGACAAGUUGCUCACUUGUAAGGAUGAUGCAGAAGCAGUCACUGUUCUCAACAGAUUUUUUGACAGUGUCACUAACAAAGACAGUCCUUUACCUCCAGCUGUGCAGCAGGGCUCCAACCUCAGUGAUACAAAGAGUGACCAUCCAAAAGUGGACAUCACUGAUCUGAUCCGAGAGUCAAAUGAAAGAUACGGUGAUAUUCGCUACGAGGACGUUGAGAGCUUGCGCUGUAGGAACAGGCUGUAUGUGAUCCAGACCUUGGAAACUACGACCAAGCAGAAUGUGCUACGUGUUGUGUCUCAAGAAGUAAAAUUCAGUCCUAGUGAUCUUGAAGAGCUUUAUGAAUUAUUCAAGAAGGAGCAUUUUCUUUCCUGUUACUGGAGUGUAAAUAGUCCUGUCCUGCAACAUCACGAUGCCAGCCUGCCCUACCUUGAGCAGUACCGGAUUGAUUGCCAACAGUUCAGGGUUCUCUGCCAUCUCCUGAGCCCCUGGUCACACUGUGCAAACAGAGACUCUCUGGCUCUGUGGACAUUCCGACUGAUGGAUGAGAGUUCCAACUGCCUUAUAAAUUUCAAACAAUUUGCCUGUGUUCUUGAUACAAUGUAUAAUGGAAGCUUCACUGACAAACUCAAGUUUCUUUUCAAGUUGCACAUCCCUCCAGCUUUUACUGAAGUAGAAUCUCUGAGCCCUUCCAAAGGGGAUGAUCUUUCAAAAGAAGAACUGAUCCACUUCAGCCAACUCAGUGUUUCAUCUGUUGGGGAUAAUCUUGAAAGUGAUUAUUUGAAGAGCAGCCCAGAAAAAGGGAAGGGGAAGGUUGAUAUUCAGGCAUAUCUGAAGCAAUGGCAAGAUGAACUUUUUAAAAAAGAAGAAAAUGUCAAGGAUUUGCCAAGAAUGAAUCAGUCUCAGUUCAUCCAGUUCUCAAAAACUCUCUACAAUCUGUUCCAUGGGGAUCCUGAGGAGGAGCUCUUGUACCGCGCUAUUGCCGUGGUGACCAGCCUCCUGCUGAAGAUGGAAGAAGUGGGCAGAAGGCUGCAGAGUCCUAUGUCACCUGUCAAAAGUCCAGUUGCUGUUACAGAAGUGGCUGCUGAAGUGCCCAGAGAGAGGCAGGAGGAAAGCAGCUCUGAACAGACUGAAGGCAGUCGAGCACAGAGUUUAAAAGGCAACCAUGAAUGGUCUUUUGCCUUUGAGCAGAUUCUGGCAUCCUUAUUAAAUGAACCAGCCUUUGUGAGAUUUUUUGAAAAACCUCAUGACAUAAAAGCUAAAAUAGAGAGUGCUAAAAAUUUACAACUUAAAGCAAGAACCAGAGUGUAAUUUUCUUUGCAUUCGACUCUGAAUUAAUCCCAUAAAGUGCUUACAAAUGAAGGCUGUAACUAUGGAAAUCAAGUCUGGUGUUGACAUAGGAAAUGAAGUUUGAAGAAUUAGCUUCAAGUAUCAGAUUACUGGUAUGUAAUGUAAAUAAAAAUAGUUUGAAGCACAGUCACUUUCUUGCAUUGUUCAUAACUUUCAAUCCAAAUUAGGGACUGAAUAAUGAACUGCCUUUACCAUGUUAUUAAAACAUGCAGCAUUGCUUGGAGAUACUGGUUGUGUACCUGUUGCAAACCUGUCUGAAUCACUGUUAGAGUAGGUGUUCUCCAGGUUCUUUUCUAUUACUAUGAUAAAAGGAGUGACUUUUUCCCAUUUUCACUUUCAAGGAGUGUCAACAGCUUGGUGGUUGUCUUCCACAUUAAUUUGUUAUUUCCAAAUUGCUUGUGGACUGGGGCCAAAGCAGGGUGAAGACUAAGAACAGAGGCUGUGGUAGCACAGGACCAUGAGAUUAGAAAAGGAAGUUGCCCUGCUCACAAUUCCUCUGCUUUGAUGUUACCCAUGGGUCUGGACUGGGUAGAUUCCAGUCUCUCCCAUUUUUGUACCAAUCCUCCUACAAAGAAAAGGUGAAAAGGUUGGAAGAUUAUUUGGUCAUCCAGGCUGCACAAGGCUGCAAAAAUUAGUACUGAUUGUUUAAAAUCAAAGGAAAGCAGUGGCUAAAUCUGUCUGACCACAGGGUGGUUGUAGUUUAUCUGGCAAAAGGAAACAUUGUUGGCUUCUUAGGAGCAUGUUGAUGAAAUGUGGAGUUUUGCUGGUGUUUGGGAAACCCAAGCACAGUCCAUCUGCCACUGAGCGUUGACUAUUGAACUGCUUAGGGACAGAUUGCAGUUGCUUCUUUGCCUAGGCUGAGUCCAUAUCUCAGCCCAGUAAUUACUAUUGCUUUUCUAUAGCUGCUGUAAUAUUUUCCAUCUGUCAGGAUUCAAGGCAACAAGAAAAUCCCCUUGAAUCUGACAUGAAAUUUUUAAUAUAUAAAAUAUGAUAUAAUAGAGAUCCUGUGGAGGAAAGCUCUGCCCAUGUAAAAGCUGAGAAAUGUUGACGUUUAAUUUUUGGUAGCUGGUGCUAGAAGGAAUUUAGAAAAGGAGAGUAAGAGCUUGUAUUUUAACAACAACAGCAAAGUAAGUGGGGAGUCUUGCUAAACUAGUUUAAAACAUCUGUUUCCCAAGCCUGUAUGACAAUCUUUCGCUGCAGAGCAGCAUUAUUUUUAUACUGUGCAUGUUUUUUUAAAGAGGCAGAAUGGGGACGGUAUCUUUCGGAGGCUUUUUGUGCAAUACUGGUGUGAAUGAAGAAUAAAACAAAUUUCUGAUGUCUUACAGGCACUUUGUGAAAUGCCAUCAUUGCAGUUGGUGUUAAAUUUAUGAAUUAUGUCUUACACUCUCCUCAAUACUCUCAGGUAUUAAUGUAAAAUAAAGUUUUACUGAAGAAGUCCAAAAGCUAUAUGAUAAAUGUGGAGAAUGAGGAACUUUUUUCAGAAGCCUUCACAAAGUAAUUGCAGUUGAUACCAUAUACUGCUGAUUUGUAUUUUUAUGUAUAAAAUAUAAAAACUAAUUUAUCCAUUUAUGUGGAUAUGGAUAGGGCCACACUGUAUUACCUUUUAAAAAUACUUUCACAAAGUUGUUUAGAAAUACAAAGCAGAUUAUAAUGUUUUUCUAGUCCAGGAUGUACCCAGAUAAGGUUUGAUCAGUGAGUAAUUCUCCUAAUAGCCAUGAUGAAAUUAAUGGAGCCUCAUGAGAACAGAUAAAGCUGCCCAUAACAAAAGCUUUUGUAGGUUUAUGAGAGAUACUGUUCAUGUCAACAAGUAGUCAAAGCUGUGAAGUAUUUGCUGAUCAAAGUAACAGAGAUAUGAAGUCUUAAAACUCAAGGACUUUUUUGCUUGAGAGCCCAGAUGUGAAGAUCUAAGUGCAGAAGAAGGUGAAGGAACUUGCAAAGUACAACAGCCUUCUGUUGUUACCUGGUUGUAAAAAAGUGCUCAGUCUGUACAAUACCCUUUUCUGUUAGUGCCCACCCAAGAGACUGCAGAGCCUUUGCCAGCUGGGUAAUAACUCUUGUCAGAUCCAUGUAUGAAGAGCGUAUCUAUCAAAAUAGAAUUAAGGCAAUGACGUAGGGGGGAACACUAAAUUUUAUUAACUGCAUGGAUUUUUUGUUCAACUUACUGGUGUUUUUUCCCAAAAGGGGUGGUGUCUUGUUCCUGUCAUACACCUGCAGGCUGAUCCAGGAAGAGUAGUCACAGUGACCAGGCAUCCAGUCUCAGCAGGAUGGAGGGUGGAGUGAGGUCACUUCCAAUAGGCUGACAGCACGUAGGCAAUGGCCCAGCUGCCAUGUUUUUCCUUUUGGAACCUCUGGAUCAGGGGCUGAUGUCUGGGGAGGGGUAGAUGUAGCAAGUGCCAGUGAUUGCCAAGGAGUGUAAUCCAGAGGUGUGUUUGCUGAGCUAGUACCUCAGUGUACCAUAAGCUGAGCUCUGCUUGUGACAGAGGAACUCUGGAAUUAGUGUAUAGCUUCUUUCCUUCCCUUUCCUAUUCCAGAUCCUUCCAUCCCUAUUCCAGACAGGUUGGCUAACAAAUAGAUGCAGGUUUAGCUGGGACUGGCAGAGCUAGAGCAACAGCAGCUAGUUCCCUUCCUUCACUCCUGGAGAGUGAUGCCUUGACCUCAAAGCCCUGCACAGUCAGGGAUGGAGAUCUCUGUGCUGUGCUGCUUCUUGGCCAGGUGAAGUUGGUGAUACAGAGAUGGCUCCAGACUCCCAGCACAUCACCUCAGGGUGCUGGGUGUGCACAUGAAGAGGAAGCAGCUCGGUUAAGUGAAUUCUAUCGUGUCAUUUCACUCACCUGGUGUUAGUUUUUUUCUGUGUGUUUCCAUGAAGUUUUCUGCCUUUAUUUUCAGGUUCAGUCAUAGGAAAUAAGUGAAGGUGCACUGUUCAGUACAAAGCAGACAGCUGUAGAUUGCUACAACUACUGAUGCUGUUUGUGGCUGCUGCAGUGUGACUUGGCAGCUGUGUCACGGUCACCCUGCAACACUGGCAGUGCCCGUGGGGGACUGCACAGUCCCUCCUUGUGAUUAUGCUGUGUGCUAAGAUGCCUUUUGUCAGAGGUAAUCAGUAGCCUGGGGACAGCCAGCAGAGCUGUGAUGUUCCUGGCCUUGCCAUAUGGAAUGUGCUGUGCUGCAGCCUGAUGCUGCUCUCUGUGCUCUGGGUGACAGUGACAGCCCUGACCCCCACAGGGUUGCUUGGCCUCUGUGUGCCCAGCUCAGAGCUUGGGCAUGUGAGGGGAGGGAAUAGCUCAAAUAAUAAAAAUACCAGCUCUUUCCACCAUGGGAGACAACUGAUGGUAAUUAAACCAGUAGCAUUUUCCAAGACAUGGAAGUGACUGCUGCCAUACGAUACAGAAAAAUCACUUUCUGUUUCCAUCCAUUUCUAAACCAAGCCACUUGUUCAUCGUUCUAAUGGCUAAAUAAUAAUGUAAUUUUAGAAGAGGUUGCUACCAUAGUGACUAAGAAAUAGCUGUGUGUUGAUUUUAUUAGAAGUUUCUCAUCCAAUUGUACCAUACAAGGUUCUUGAUUUUGAUUGUUGUUGUUAUCUGGACUAAAACAGAAGGAAACACUCUGAUUUGUUUCCAGAAAAAUAGGCUAUUUUGUCUUUUUUGCUAUAGCUUUGUCACUUUACCAAGACGGCAGCACAUGUUUGUGUUGACAGAUUGGCUUUUAUACAAUGUGUUGUAUGCAGAGGUAUUGUAAGACAAAUGGGGAGUUAAAUAAAACGUUGUUUCCCUUAAGAAAAAAAAA